AUGAAUUCUUAAUUAAAUACUUGUUUUUUGCAUUCUUCACAAAUUUAAUAUUUUUGUCAAGAUUGUGAUAUUUCACUUUGCGAAACUUGUCUACUUACAUAACAUUAUCAACACACUCUCACUUACUAUGUACCUAUUCAAGAUUAGAAAUUAAAAAUUUUAAAUGGCAAACACAUCAAAUGGCUUUAAGAAUAAGAAUAAGAAGUAGAUGUCUUAUAAAAAAUUAUUCAAUUUUAAAUUCAAGAAAAGCAGAACAUUAACCAUACUUUCAAUAAACCACUUAGUAAAAGUAAUUAUUUAUAAAUUUCAAAUCAAAUAUUGAAUUCGGAUCAUUAAACAAUAGUUUUUAACUUCAUAGAAAAAAUAAUUACUUAAAAUGAAGAUUUUGAAUAUGAGGACCAAUAAUAACUCUAUCUAAAUGCAAUUGAAUACAAAUUGAAUUAAAAUUUGUGGCAAAAAUUGUGUUUGUAAUUAUCAUUGUCAGAGAAACUUCAAAUACUUUCAAUUAAUUUAUGUAGUUCAACAUUGAAUACAAAUCUAUUGCAAUAACUCAUUGAAUCAAUUUCAAAUCUCUAGAACUUGCUCUAUGUUGAAUUAGAUAUGAAGCAUACAUAUUUAGAUGACAAUUCAAUUUAGGUGUUAUCUGGAGUGAUGAAGAUUCCAAACUUAAUUAAGUUUAUAGCGUAUGUCUCCUAAUGCAAUAUUGCUGUGGGUACUUUGCAUUAAUUCUGGAAAAGGAAUAAAGAAUAAAUAAGAGAGAAGUUUAAUUAUUUCUACAUAUACCAUCAUUUUUAUUCUUUUGGGCAUGAUAAAGAUUUUUAUGAAGAAAUAAUGGCUAGCAAGUCUUCAAUUUAUUUGGAUUAAUUUUCAGAGUCAACUUUUGUUUGA
Molecule: messenger RNA, 888 nt
Organism: Paramecium tetraurelia
Lineage: Eukaryota; Ciliophora; Oligohymenophorea; Peniculida; Parameciidae
Exons: 4
Molecular function (GO): zinc ion binding
Source: RefSeq, a predicted model, not a curated record